UUGACUGAUUAUGCUCUGUUUUCCCAUCUUAAGGAAUAAGACACAGAGUUAAAAAUGAAUCUGGACAGGGUCUCCUUUCGUGGACUGCACUUCGUGGAAUGUUUUUUUCUCAUGACUCUGCUGGGCACCAACUGGGCACUACCUAAAACAGACCCACCUGUAGAUCCUGACUACCCCUUCCUAUUCAUGUGGAACGCUCCCACAGAACUCUGCGAGACCAGAUUUGGCGUGGGUCUCAACCUCUCCCACUUCCAGUUAGUGAGCAGCACUUUGAAGUCUGCCACCAACCAAAGCAUCUCCAUUUUCUACACUGACCGUUUCGGCCUCUUCCCCUAUGUGGAUGAGGACACAGGGGAAAUGUAUGACGAAGGCCUUCCUCAGCUGAUUGAUUUCCAGGAACACCGUGAGCAGGCCGAAGAUGACAUUGAAUACUACAUCCCCGAAGACCAACCGGGCCUAGCCAUCCUUGACUUUGAGGAGUGGCGACCACAGUGGGUCCGGAACUGGGGCAGCAAGGACAUCUAUCGAGAUCUCUCAAUUGAGACUGUGAAAACCAAGACCCCAACCUUAUCCGACGACGAGGCCGAAGACAGAGCCAAGAUAGUGUUUGAGCGAGCAGCAAAGCGAUACUUUCUCCGAUCUCUCUUGGUUGGGAAGAGGCUAAGACCCAACAGGCUUUGGGGAUACUAUCUGUACCCGGACUGUUACAACUACGACUACAACCAGGAUAUGAGUGAUUAUUCUGGGAGUUGUCCUGAGCUUGAGCAAGAGAGGAACGAUGAGUUGAUGUGGCUAUGGAAGGAGUCCACUGCUCUUUAUCCAUCCAUCUAUCUGGAGCUGAUCCUGAGAGAUUCCUACCAAGCCCGCCUAUUUGUCCGCCACCGCAUUCAGGAAGCUAUGAGAGUAUCCAUGCUCCCCAACCAAAGUUACGCCAUUCCUGUCUACGCCUACAUCCGCCCAGUUUUCAAAGACAGUGGUGAUGACUACAUGUCAGAGUAUGACCUGGUGAACACCAUUGGGGAGGCAGCUGCCCUGGGAGCGGCUGGGGUGAUCUCCUGGGGGGACAUGAACGUCACUGACUCAGAGGACUCCUGUUUCACUGCCAGACUCCACCUGGAGAAGAUCAUGAAUCCAUACAUCUUGAAUGUUUCCACAGCAUCGCGGCUGUGCAGUGAGGCUUUGUGUCGGGCGAAUGGUCGAUGCAUAAGAAAGCACUGGGACAGAGACGACUACCUACACCUCAACCCAUAUACCUUCCAGAUCAAGAGAUAUAAAACAGGCAAUUUGGCUGUGAAGGGUGAAAUGUCCCAAUAUGAGAUUGACUGGUUUGCUGACAGAUUUGACUGUUUGUGCUACUCUGACAAACCAUGUCAGUCCUCCAUUACUCUAAACUCCUUCCCCAACUUUGUCCAAAGCAAUGGAACUCCCCAAUACUUCCAACCGUUUGUCAUUCUGACUUCUGUCUACAGUAUGUAUGUUUUUGUAAUGAUGUGCAACAUCACAGGAAGCUGGUGA
Messenger RNA from Salvelinus fontinalis (brook trout), 1515 nucleotides. RefSeq names its product hyaluronidase-5-like. Gene Ontology annotation, molecular function: hyalurononglucosaminidase activity. The record is from RefSeq and is a predicted model, not a curated record. Gene Ontology annotation, biological process: carbohydrate metabolic process; hyaluronan catabolic process. Gene Ontology annotation, cellular component: acrosomal vesicle. Lineage: Eukaryota; Metazoa; Chordata; Actinopteri; Salmoniformes; Salmonidae.